CGCGAUCGCGCGCGCGACGCGACGCGCGACGCGCGCGAACGCGGCGAACGCGCGCGCAUCGUUUCGUCCCGACGAAUCGCGUCGAGACGCGCGCGCGGGGCGUCGCGCGGGGCGCGCGCGCGAAAGGUUGACCUUUGGGACGCUGAGUCAGCGCGCGCGUCGACGCCGCGCGCCGCGCGCGUGAGCCUCGGCGCGCGUCGAGCGCGCGUCGACGCUCGCGGGGCGAUCGUUCGGUGCGGUCGACGGCACGCGCGCGGCGACGAUGACGCGCGCGGGGGCGGUGGAGCUCGAAGACAGCGCGGAGACGCUUGGGGACGCGCCGCGGCGGCGGCGGCGGCGGUCGAGGGACGGGAAACCGGCGCAGGAGGAGACGAGCGCGGCGAACGAUGGGGACGGUGCGGUCGCGACUUUGAGUUGGUGCGAAAGCGCGUGCGCGACGGUGGUCGGUGCGCUCGCGGUGCGCGUGCGAAAGGGAGAGAUGUCCCCGAGGACGAUGUCGCUGUGCGUGUUGGCCAUGUGGGCGACUUCGUUGGCGUACAAGGCGCUGUUCAUAGGGUUGCGGAUGGAUAAGAAUACGCCGCCGCCGGAUCGCGUGGCGUUGUUGGCGAUUAAGUUGUUCUUUAGCUUGAUGCGCUGGGCGCUGGGCGCCGCGCUGGGCGCGCCGGUGUGGACGCUGAAAGCGUUUUACUCGGGCGUCACGCGUCGAGCGGUGGACCGAGGAUGGGACGACGAUCUCGUGGCGAACGAAGGGCCGAGGGACUUAGCCGAUGACGUGCGUGAUAGGGUGACGAAUAAGGAUUACGAAGCAUUUGCGACUGCGGUGGCGAACGAUGAGGGUGACUGGGACGUCAUCGCCAGCGGACGCGUGGGAUGCUGCACGUACAGGAUGCUUCGCGGCGUCUCCGCCGAGGACAAGCGCAUGAUGAAGAAGGGACUCGCGAAAUUCCGCACGGAAGUCUUAGCGGCUGGGGUACCCGCGGAAAUAUUGUUCCACGCACAGACGGAUUUGUUGGGACGUCAAGCGUGGGAUAGCACGACGUUGCACCCGACGUGCGUUGAACGCGAAGACGCCGAGAACAAGGAGAAGGAGUUCACCGCGCAAGACGUGGUGUAUUGGCGGUUGAAAUACCCUCGUCUCAUGGCACCUCGUGAUUAUCUCGUCUCUCGUCGGAUGUGGUACGAUAAGAAAAAUGAGAUGGCGACAUGCAUUUGUCGCGACGCGUUGGAAUCACCGUCCGCGGUUUCGGCGAAGAACAAGCUUCAACAGAUGAUGGGAGCGCGCGCGGUGGACGUCAAAUCCAUGUACAGCGCCAUCAUGGUGGGAAAGAACGACGAAGUCAAAGGCAGUCAGUACGUAUCCAUUUAUUACGAAGAUCCCGGCGUGCCACCGAGACUCGCUCACAUGGCUGCGGCAAAAGGACUAGACGCAUACAUGGCGACGUUCAAUAGCGAGUUGCAGCGUCGCGUGCGAGCGAAUGCUCGCAUGAAGAAUUACGACGCCAUUCCCGCGCCGCCGGCGACGCGCGAGGUGCCGCACACGAGAUCAUUCCGAACCGGACGAACGAGUGUGCCGCAGAGCGACGAUGAAGGCGAAGAUGCGACAGCGGGAUCGCGCGCGGGGUCGCCUCCACUCGACGCCGAGGACGUCGCCAACAAGCUUCACUUUGCUCCGACAGAUUCCAGUCGCGAGUAUCUCUUCAGUGGACGAAAUGGGUUGAAUAAACGCCAAAGAGUCCGAAGGAGGAUCGGCAAAGUGUUGAAGCUGCUUGUUGAACUCGUUGACCCGAACUCCGCGUCAGCGGCGUCUCGACGGGCGACGGAAUCGAGCGACGAUGAAUCCUUCGACGAGCGCACCGCCGAACGCCCGCAAGGUCGAAAACGGAAAUGGGCUAGGCGAAUCGCGUUCGGCGCGCUCGUGUGGAUAGGUAAGUUUACCGACGGUUGACAACGCACGAUCACAAGCAUCCAUUCAUCGAUUCUUUUGUAAAUUACAUUCAUUCAAGAAACUUGCUACGCUCUCAUGAGAUCGAAUGCUCUUUGAAUAUUCGGCGCAAUGGAGGAUUUGUUGCCGAAUAAAAAUUGUAAAUGUCCGCCGUCGAAGUCUUCGCGAAUGAACCCUUCAGCGGU
This is a messenger RNA of Ostreococcus lucimarinus CCE9901, 2127 nucleotides long. RefSeq lists its product with no specific name. The coding region runs from base 263 to 1945 and encodes 560 amino acids. Lineage: Eukaryota; Viridiplantae; Chlorophyta; Mamiellophyceae; Mamiellales; Bathycoccaceae. The transcript has a single exon. Gene Ontology annotation, molecular function: lipid binding. The record is from RefSeq and is a predicted model, not a curated record.